Molecule: messenger RNA, 1200 nt
Organism: Symbiodinium natans
Lineage: Eukaryota; Dinophyceae; Suessiales; Symbiodiniaceae
Source: the annotation of a GenBank genome assembly
AUGCAAAGAUCGCAGUCUGGCCUUGUGCUGAUGCAGAGGAAGGAACAGACUCGGUCCCGCGAGUUCCCAACAGAGAAUACGGAGGCAAUCGAGGCCCGUGGCUACCUUGCCAGGGAAUGCCAAGCGCUGGCACACAUCUUCUGUAGCAAGCUGAUGGUGCUCCUCGUCUUUGUGCCCUUGGGGCUGAGUGCAGGCAAGAUGGAGCUCAACAGCGCGUGGAUAUUCACCUUCAACUUCCUAGCCAUCGUGCCGCUAGCAGGAAUUCUGGGAGCUUCUACAGAAGCCAUGGCCUCGCACACAGGGCAGAUGAUCGGAGGCCUGCUAAAUGCGACGUUCGGCAAUGCGGUUGAGAUGAUCAUGUGCAUCCAGGCGGUAAAGGCUGGCCUCAUCCAGGUUGUCCAAGGCAACCUUUUGGGCUCGGUGCUGUCGAACAUCCUCCUGGUGCUUGGCAUGGCAAUCUUCGGUGCUGGGCUGAAGUUCCGAAACCGCCAGUUCAACGCUGUAGGCGCUGCGGCAAACAUGACAUGCCAGGUGGUCGCCUCGAUUUCGGUUUGCUUGCCAACGCUGUAUGGCGAGAUGGCGGGUGCAGGCAGCGAGCAGAUCUUGAUGAUCUCUCGGAUUUGCUCCGUCUGCCUUUGCAUCGUGUACUUUUUCUUCCUGUUCUUUCAACUCAUCACGCACGCGAACCUUUUCGUGGACGAGGAGGGCGAGGAGGAAGGUGAGGAAGCCACUCUUUCUAUAGCAGGCUCAGCGACGUUGCUGCUGCUUUGCACCCUCGUGGUGGCGGCCUGCUCGGAGGAGCUGGUGGACUCCAUCGAAGGUGUGUCAACGAACUUCGGUUUGCCGAAAGCGUUCAUCGGCGUGAUCCUGCUACCAAUUGUAGGCAACGCUGCCGAGCACGCCACAGCGGUCACGUCGGCUUACAAAGGAAAGUUGGACCUGGCGAUAGGAGUGGCCGUGGGCUCCUCCACACAGAUUGCCCUCUUUGUGGUGCCUGUGGCCGUUCUUGCCGGCUGGGCUUACGGCACGCCCAUGUCUCUGAACUUCCGACUCUUCGAUACCGCCUGUCAGAUGCUCAGCGUCUUCCUGGUCUCCCAGGUGCUGCAGCAUGGGAACACGAACUGGCUCCAUGGCGCCAUGCUUGUGACCACCUACUGUUUGAUUGCCAUCAUGACUUGGUUCAUUCCUGAGAGCACUUGA